GAAAUCAACAACAGAAACGAUAUACUUCCUGGAGUCAAACUGGGUUAUAAAAUCUAUGAUUCCUGUGGAUCAAUAGAAAUGACCACAAGAGCCUCUUUGUCCUUAGUUAAUGGCAAUGGAGAAAAUACAUCUGUAAUGUCUUGCUCCAAACCUGAUACAGUUCAAGCAAUCAUAGGGCAAACAUCAUCCAGCCCCUCUAUUGCCAUUUCUGCUACGGUGGGACCAUUGCACAUACCUGUGGUAGUCAAUGAGUUGAAGAAACUCCGUUUCACCACUACAACUGGAGAGGAUGUAUACUUUGAUGAGAAUGGAGACCCAGCGCCGAGGUAUGAACUUCUGAACUGGCAACAAGGAAAAGAUGGUAAAAUAGUGUUUGUUAAAGUGGGCUUCUAUGAUGCCUCUCUGCAAACAGACUGUCAGCUGUCAUUUAACAACAUCAGUAUAGCCUGGGCGCACAACAAAUCACAGGUGCCGGUCUCUGUGUGUAGUCCAAGUUGCCCCCCUGGCACAAGGAAGGCUGUGCAGAAAGGAAGGCCGAUCUGCUGCUUUGACUGUAUAUCAUGUGCAGAGGGGGAAAUCAGUAAUAUAACAGAUUCCAUAACUUGCAUCAAAUGCCCACCUGAACUGUGGUCUAAUGACAAGAAAGAUACCUGUGUCUUAAAGUUGGUAGAAUUCCUGUCAUUUGAAGAAAUAAUGGGGAUCAUUCUUGUAUCAUUUUCUUUGUUAGGAGUCUUGUUCACCAUCUGCAUUGCUGUAAUUUUUUUUAAACACAAGGACACACCAAUUGUUAGAGCAAAUAAUUCUGAACUAAGCUUCUUGUUGCUCUUCUCACUCACUCUGUGUUUCCUCUGUUCACUAACAUUCAUUGGUCAGCCCUCUGAGUGGUCCUGUAUGUUGCGCCAUACAGCGUUUGGGAUCACCUUUGUCCUAAGCAUCUCCUGUGUUUUGGGGAAAACAGUAGUGGUAUUAAUGGCCUUCAGGGCUACACUUCCAGGUAGUAAUGUAAUGAAAUGGUUUGGGCCUCUACAGCAGAGACUCAGUGUACUUGCCUUCACGCUUGUACAGGUCAUUAUUUGUGUACUUUGGUUAACAAUAUCCCCUCCUUUUCCCUACAAAAAUAUGAACAAGGAAAAGAUCAUAUUAGAAUGUAACGUAGGCUCGGCUAUAGGUUACUGGGCUGUGCUGAGUUAUAUAGGACUCCUGGCUCUUUUAUGUUUUAUUUUGGCUUUUCUGGCCCGCAAGUUGCCUGAUAAUUUCAAUGAAGCUAAAUUCAUCACAUUCAGCAUGCUCAUAUUCUGUGCAGUUUGGAUCACCUUUAUUCCUGCUUAUGUCAGCUCUCCUGGAAAAUUUACUGUAGCUGUAGAGAUAUUUGCCAUUUUAGCAUCAAGCUUUGGUUUACUAUUCUGUAUAUUUGUUCCAAAGUGUUAUAUAAUCAUACUCAAACCAGAAAAGAACACUAGAAAGCAAAUGUUGGGGAAAGCACCUACUCAGUGA
Pangasianodon hypophthalmus (striped catfish) is the source of this 1494-nucleotide messenger RNA. RefSeq names its product extracellular calcium-sensing receptor-like. Gene Ontology annotation, cellular component: membrane. The record is from RefSeq and is a predicted model, not a curated record. Gene Ontology annotation, biological process: G protein-coupled receptor signaling pathway. The transcript has 4 exons. Bases 79 to 1494 code for a protein of 471 amino acids. Gene Ontology annotation, molecular function: G protein-coupled receptor activity. NCBI's taxonomy places the organism in Eukaryota, Metazoa, Chordata, Actinopteri, Siluriformes, Pangasiidae.